This is a messenger RNA of Parastagonospora nodorum SN15, 459 nucleotides long. RefSeq lists its product as hypothetical. Bases 1 to 459 code for a protein of 152 amino acids. The transcript has 2 exons. NCBI's taxonomy places the organism in Eukaryota, Fungi, Ascomycota, Dothideomycetes, Pleosporales, Phaeosphaeriaceae. The record is from RefSeq and is a predicted model, not a curated record.
AUGAGAACCACCACCCUAUACUCCGCAGUAAAUCUGCUCCUCCCUCUUACGUCCGCCCACUACGUCUUCAGCCGCCUAAUCGUCAACAACACCAUCUCCCAUGACUUUCAAUACGUCCGCGACGUCACUGGCAAUGCCGGCACCCGCGACUCCAUGUGGCUCAAAGCCUUCCCCAUCUACGGCCCCGAAAACGCAAACGUCACAUGUGGCCGCGGCGCUUUCCCCGUCUCCAACGGCGCGACCAUCGAAACUGCUGUCGUGGCCGCUGGAUCUGAAGUCGGCUUCAUGGUCUCGCCGCCAUUCUUCGAAGGUGACUUGAUUCAGUAUAUUUACCACGAAGGGCCGGGGCAGAUAUUCCUGUCAAAGUUACCCGACGGUAUUGAAAGUCUAAAUGACUAUGACGGGACCGGCGACUUUUUCAAGAUCGGAUACGCAGGACCCAUUAUUCUUGCCGAGUAA